AACCCAAAUUAAUGUAGUUUUCACACAAUCUUCUCCCCCACGAGACCCUUACACACCCCCCAUCUUCCAGGUCUGGGAACCGACGAGAGAACCCCAGCACGGGAAUCCCCUAGGGCCACCGAAACAUGUCCUUCACGGGCGUGGGCUCCUUCGGGAAUUAUGAUCGCACAGCCCAAACCACCGGUAUCCCCGAUGUAACCAGCCAGGGCGGCAAUCGAGAUCACGACAUGGAGCACUCCAAUCCGAGGGACGAGCCGGCCGACGGCCUUGACGCCUCGUCCUCGAACCACGAGUCGCGUGAUGCGACCCGAACCCGCGCGACCUCCAUCACCGAGGUCGGCACCCCGAGUCGCGAGAAGGACGCGAUGCCCGGCGCCGGGAAGAACGACGUUUUCGGCGAAGACGACGGCUCCGACACGGAACAGGAGCGUCGCAACAGCAUGGUCCAGGCCCUCGCCCGGAGAUACACAACCCAGUCGCAUGUCUCGGGCGUGGGCGCCGGCGCGAACCCCUUCCUCAUGUCUAGCGACGAGGACUCGCCGCUGAACCCCAACAGCCCAAAGUUCCGCGCGCGCGCCUGGGCAAAGGCCGUCGUCGACAUGACCGCGUCCGAGGGCCACAAGAUGCGCACCAGCGGCGUCGCGUUCCAGAACCUCAACGUCUUCGGCUUCGGCUCCACCACCGACUACCAGAAGGACUUCAUCAAUAUCUGGCUGGAGGUCGCUGGGCUCGCGCGCAAGGUCCUCGGCCACGGACAACGCCGCAUCGACAUCCUGCGCAACUUCGACGGCGUCGUGAAGAAUGGCGAGAUGCUCGUCGUCCUGGGGCCUCCGGGCUCGGGAUGCACCACCUUCCUCAAGACAAUUGCUGGAGACUACAAUGGAAUCUUCAUGGACGAUAAGUCGUACUUCAAUUAUCAAGGAUUGUCGGCCAAGGAGAUGCACACGCAUCAUCGUGGAGAGGCCAUUUACACGGCCGAGGUCGACGUGCACUUCCCGCAGUUGACUGUCGGCGACACGCUGACCUUCGCUGCUCGGGCGCGUGCUCCCCGCCAAGUGCCUGGAGGCAUCUCUCGAAAUGCCUUCUCCAACCACCUCAGGGAUGUUGUCAUGGCCAUGUUCGGCAUCAGCCACACCAUCAAUACCCGUGUCGGCAACGAGUACGUCCGUGGUGUGUCUGGCGGUGAGCGGAAGAGAGUCACCAUCGCCGAGGCGGCCUUGUCUGGAUCGCCGCUACAGUGCUGGGACAACAGUACUCGCGGCCUGGACAGUGCCAAUGCCAUCGAGUUCUGCAAGACGCUGCGCCUGCAGACGGAGCUCUUCGGAAACACGGCCUGUGUCUCCAUCUACCAGGCCCCACAAAGCGCCUACGACCUCUUCGACAAGGCUGUCGUCCUCUACGAGGGCCGACAGAUCUUCUUCGGCAGAGCCGAUGAGGCGAGACAGUACUUCAUCGAUCUCGGCUUCGAGUGCUCGCCUCGCGCCACGACCCCCGACUUCCUCACGUCCAUGACGAGUUCCCUUGAGCGAACCAUCCGGCCAGGCUUCGAGGGCAAGGCGCCCCGGACGGCCGAUGAGUUUGCCGCGGCCUGGAAGAACAGCGCCCAGUACGCAGCCCUGCAGGCCGAGAUCGAGCAGUACAACCAGGAACACCCCAUCGACGGCCCCGACGCCGUCGCUUUCCGAGAGUCCAAGAAGGCCCAGCAAGCCAGGAGCCAGCGUCUCAAGUCGCCCUUCACCCUGUCUUACGCUCAGCAGGUCCGGCUCUGUCUCUGGCGAGGCUGGAAACGGCUGAUCAACGACCCCUCUCUGACCGUCGGUGCCCUCAUCGGCAACUUCGUCAUGGCCCUGAUCAUUUCCAGCAUCUUCUUCGACCUGCAACCAACGACCGACAGCUUCUUCCAGCGUGGUGCCCUCCUCUUCUUCGCCUGCCUCCUCAACGCCUUCGCCAGCGCCCUGGAGAUUCUGACCCUCUACGCCCAACGCCCCAUCGUCGAAAAACACGACCGCUACGCCCUCUACCAUCCAUCUGCCGAAGCUGUGGCCUCGAUGCUCUGCGACAUGCCGUACAAGAUCCUGAAUACAAUCACCUUCAACACCACUCUGUACUUCAUGUCGAACCUACGCAGGGAAGCGGGCGCUUUCUUCUUCUUCAUGCUGAUCUCCUUCUUCAUCGUCAUGGCCAUGUCCAUGGUCUUCAGGACCAUCGCCAGCGCGUCGCGAACCCUGUCACAAGCCAUGGUCCCCGCCGCCAUCAUCAUUCUGGCCCUCGUCAUCUUCACCGGCUUCGUCAUCCCCAUCGACUACAUGCUUGGCUGGUGUCGUUGGAUGAACUACCUCGACCCGCUGGCCUACGCCUUCGAAUCUCUGAUGGUGAACGAAUUCCACAACCGCAACUUCCUCUGCACUGAAUAUGUUCCAAACCCCCGCGUCCCCGGCUACGCCGAUGUCGGCGACAACAAUCGCGUGUGUUCGACCAUUGGUGCCGUCACGGGUUCGCAGUUUGUCAACGGCGACGACUACAUCAAGUCAGGCUUCCAAUACUUCAGCUCGCACAAGUGGCGCAACCUGGGAAUCAUUAUAGCCUUCAUGCUCGGGUUCCUCGCCUGCUACAUGAUAGCCGCCGAGAGCGUCUCUGCAAAGAAGUCCAAGGGCGAGGUCCUGGUCUUCCGUCGAGGCCACAAGCCGGCGUCUUUCAAGGAGCGCAAGCAUGAUGCCGAGUCCGGCCCUGUCCUGGCCUCCGGUCCCGCCGCCAUCGCCGAGAAGGUCAACGACGGAAACACCUCGGACGGUGUCAUUCAGAAGACGACGAGCACCUUCCACUGGAGCGAUGUGUGCUACGAGGUCAAGAUCAAAAACGAAACGAGGCAGAUUCUGGAUCACGUUGAUGGCUGGGUCAAACCGGGUUCGCUCACUGCCUUGAUGGGUGUUUCUGGCGCUGGCAAAACCACUCUGCUCGACUGCCUCGCAGACCGAACUAGCAUGGGCGUCAUCACCGGCUCGAUGCUUGUUGACGGCCAUCCUCGUGACACCUCGUUCCAGCGCAAGACUGGUUAUGUUCAGCAACAGGAUCUGCAUCUUCAGACGACGACUGUCCGAGAGGCCUUGAACUUCAGUGCCCUCCUUCGCCAACCCUCCCACGUCCCACGGGACGAGAAGCUUGCUUACGUCGACGAGGUUAUCAAACUGCUCAACAUGGAAGAAUACGCAGAUGCCGUCAUUGGGGUUCCCGGCGAGGGUCUCAACGUCGAACAGAGGAAGCGCCUCACAAUUGGCGUGGAGCUGGCGGCUAAGCCUCCUCUCUUGCUCUUCGUCGACGAACCUACUUCGGGCCUCGACAGUCAGACCUCGUGGGCCAUUCUGGAUCUUCUGGAGAAGCUCACCAAGAGCGGCCAGGCCAUUCUCUGCACCAUCCAUCAGCCCUCUGCCAUGCUCUUCCAGCGCUUCGACAGGCUCCUGUUCCUCGCCAAAGGCGGCAAGACGGUCUAUUUCGGUGACAUUGGCGAGAACUCCAAGACCAUGACCUCGUACUUCGAGCGCAGAGGUGGUUUCCCCUGCCCCGAGGACGCGAACCCGGCCGAGUGGAUGCUCGAGGUCAUUGGUGCUGCCCCCGGGACGACUUCCGAGAUUGACUGGCACCAGGCGUGGCGCGAGAGUGCCGAGUACAGGGAGGUCCAUGCCGAGCUCCAACGUCUCGCUGAGAACCCAAAGCAGACCGAGGACGCGACCCACGACGAAGGGAGCUACCGGGAAUUCGCCGCCCCCUUCUUCUCCCAGCUCAUCGAGGUCACGCGUCGUGUCUUCGAGCAGUACUGGCGCACUCCCUCGUACAUCUACUCCAAGAUGGCCCUGUGCGUCCUAGUCGCCCUCUUCAUCGGCUUUGUCUUCUUCAACGCGCCCAACACCAUCCAAGGGAUGCAGAACCAGAUGUUUGCCAUCUUCAACAUCAUGACCGUGUUCGGCCAGCUCGUGCAGCAGACCAUGCCGCACUUCGUCAUCCAGCGCUCCCUGUACGAGGUCCGCGAGCGACCUAGUAAGGUGUACGACUGGAAGGUCUUCAUGCUGUCGCAGAUCAUUGUCGAGAUGCCGUGGAAUGUCCUCAUGGGGACACUCAUGUUCUUCUCCUGGUACUACCCCGUGGGCCUGCAGCACAACGCCGCCGCCGCGGGCCAGACGGCCGAGCGCGGCGGUCUCAUGUUCUUGCUCCUGGUGUCCUUCCUCCUGUUCACCUCGACCUUCACCGACCUGGUCAUCGCAGGCUUCGAGACGGCCGAGGCCGGCGGCAACAUUGCCAACCUGCUCUUUUCGCUCUGCCUCAUCUUCUGCGGCGUCCUCGCCAACCCGGACUCGAUGCCGCGCUUCUGGAUCUUCAUGUACCGCAUCUCGCCGUUCACGUACCUCGUCAGCGCCAUGCUGUCCACCGCCGUGGCCAACACCAACAUCGAGUGCGCCGCCAACGAGCUCCUCAUUUUCCAGCCCCAGGGCAACGACACCUGCUACCAGUACAUGGAACCCUACAUGGCGGCCGUGGGCGGCUACCUGACCAACCCCAACAGCACCACCGACUGCUCCUUCUGCACCAUCGGCGACACAAACACCUUCCUGGCGGGCGCUCGUGCCUACUACAGCGACCGGUGGCGCAACUACGGCAUCAUCUGGGCCUACAUCUUCUUCAACAUUGGCGCCGCACUGUUCGUCUACUGGCUAGUCAGGGUGCCUAAGAAGAAGCUGGGCGGGAAGAAGAAGAAGGAGUAAGAGCCUGACUGCCGAAAGGUCGGUUGGUAGGUUGGUUGGUUGGUUGGUUGGUUGGCGGAAUCGGCGGCGGGGGGUUAGGAAGGAGAAUAAAAAGGGUGAACUAAUAUCAUCCUAAAAAUCUCCGAAAUUGCGUGGCCUCGGAAGUUGGAGGGGUCCCGUCCUCCGGGAAAAAAAGCACUUUCACUUUUCUUAUGUUUUGGGCAUCGUAGGGAUCGACUGACGCUGUCGUCUCCCAUUG
Phialemonium atrogriseum is the source of this 4992-nucleotide messenger RNA. RefSeq names its product ABC-2 type transporter-domain-containing protein. The record is from RefSeq and is a predicted model, not a curated record. Lineage: Eukaryota; Fungi; Ascomycota; Sordariomycetes; Cephalothecales; Cephalothecaceae. Bases 126 to 4754 code for a protein of 1542 amino acids. Gene Ontology annotation, biological process: transmembrane transport. Gene Ontology annotation, molecular function: ABC-type transporter activity; ATP hydrolysis activity; ATP binding. The transcript is spliced from 3 exons. Gene Ontology annotation, cellular component: membrane.